UGUAAAAUUUGAAACUUUUCAACAAGUAAAUUAUUAAAUUAUUUAUACUGAGUGUAAAUAAUUUAUUGUUGUUGUUUUUAAAAUGUUGGAACCAACUUUACAUGCAUUGUCAUCAAUGAGAGUCAUUUUGGCUAGUGGAUCUCCAAGGCGACGUGAAAUUAUUAAAAAUUUGGGAAUAAAUGUUGAAUGUAUAACAUCAAAGUACGACGAGAAUCUUGACAGAAGUAAAUACAACAACCACGGCGAUUACGUCCAAGAUCUAGCUUACUACAAAGUUCAAGACGUGUUUAACAAUUUAAAAACUGACAGCGCAAAACCGUCAUUAAUUCUUGGCGCUGACACAAUAGUGACACUUGGAGAUGAAAUUUUUGGAAAGCCCAAAGACGCUGCUGAUGCUGUUAGAAUUUUAUCCAGUUUAGCAAACAAGGAACAUGUUGUUUACACAGGCGUUUGUAUGAAGACAAUGGAAAAAGAAAUAAAAUUUUAUCAGAGCGCUAAAGUUACAGUUGGAGAUAUUUCUAAGGAACAGAUUGAGUCUUACGUUAAGACUGGAGAACCUAUGGACAAAGCAGGCGGCUACGGAAUCCAAGGAACCGGCGGCUGUCUUAUCGAAUCAAUAAACGGCGACUUCUACACAGUAAUGGGAAUGCCACUGUACACACUGGUCAAGAAUUUGAAUCAGCUGUACUCGUCAAAAUAAAUUUACACUUGAUAAUUAAAUAUAUUUUAUCUUGCUACCCCGGUAUCAAUUAAAGAGAAUGAUAAGAAUUAUGUAGCA
Cotesia glomerata is the source of this 778-nucleotide messenger RNA. Its product is annotated as dTTP/UTP pyrophosphatase. The transcript is spliced from 7 exons. The coding region runs from base 83 to 700 and encodes 205 amino acids. Gene Ontology annotation, molecular function: nucleoside triphosphate diphosphatase activity. Lineage: Eukaryota; Metazoa; Arthropoda; Insecta; Hymenoptera; Braconidae. The record is from RefSeq and is a predicted model, not a curated record.